CCUCAUCAAACCAAGAUUCACAGACUCUUUCUCUUCGUUUUUCCCCAAAAUUAUUUUCUUUAAAUUUAUAUAAUUAAUUCAAAAAUCAUAAAUUUACCGGAUCUGAACUACUCGUCGGCGCUUAAACCCGUCUUCUUCAUCAAUCUCCGAAACCCUAAAAGUUACCAGAAAACUCAACUGAUUGCUCCUUGAGUUGGGUUUGCUUCGGUAAAGAUCGAAGAGCUUUCCUUUUUCUUGUUCUAUAGCUGAUUUUUUGAAGUAAUGUCCUGAAUUUUGAGGAAGUCAUGGCCUCUAAAGGUCCAAGGUCUAGACUUGAUCAUGAGACAAGGGCCAAACGGCAAAAGGCACUUGAACCACCCAAGGAACCCCAGAGGCCCCGAACACACUGGGACCAUCUUUUAGAAGAGAUGGUGUGGUUAUCAAAGGAUUUUGAGUCUGAGAGAAAAUUUAAAUUAGGCCUGGCAAAGAGGAUUGCCAUAAGGGCCAGUAAAGGUAUGGUGGAUCAAGCUACAAGAGGUGAAAGAAGAGUGAAGGAGGAAGAGCUUCGGAUGAAAAAAGUUGCACUUAAUAUUUCAAAGGAUGUGAAGAAAUUUUGGACGAAAAUCGAGAAGCUGGUGCUAUACAAGCAUCGAUUAGAGCUUGAUCAAAAGAAGAAAAAAGCACUUGAUAAACAACUUGAAUUUCUUCUAGGCCAAACAGAAAGGUAUUCAACAAUGCUGGCAGAGAACCUUGUAGAUUCGUCUCCACGUCAGCAUGUCCAGCUGUCAUCUGUACAAGAACAACGACCUGCCAUUGAAUAUAAAGAUCAGAGUGAUGUUAAUGGGUGUGCUGAACCAAAUGUUGAGUCCCAGUCAAAUAUUUUAGAAACUGACGAAGACUACAAGGCUGAAAAUGAACCUGAAGAUGACGAGCAUACUCUUGAGGAAGAUGAAUCCCUCAUAACAGAAGAUGAAAGGCGAGAGGAAUUAACAGCUUUGCAAAAUGAAAUGGAUUUACCCCUUGAGGAAUUACUUCGUCGUUAUACUGUUAAUGAAGAAAGUACUCCAGGAAAGACUGAAGGUGAAGCAGAACUAGCCCAUGCACCAGAGGACAACUUAUUGUGUAAUGGAAAUGACAAUUCUGACCCCGGAUUGAAAGAGAGUCGUCAUUGUGCUGAAAGUAAUGGUGGAUUAUCAGUUUUAGAAAAUCAUCAUCCAGAAGUCAAAGAACAUUAUGUUAGAAAACGUAAAGGUCUUAAGAAGCAAAAAAAAUAUUUGGAAUUGGACUUCAAUGAUGAAAAUGAGGAUGUCGACUUUGUACUUGCGAAUGGAGAGGAAAAGGAUGAUGAAACGACCUUAUUGGAGGAAGAAGAACUAGCAAAGACUGAAAAUCAUGAUUCAGUAGAUGAGCUUGCAAUGUUGCAAAAGGAUAGUGAAAUUCCAAUAGAGGAGUUGCUUGCAAGGUAUAGACAGGAUCCUGAUACUCUUCAAAGUGAUGAAAAUGAUUCAGGCUCCGAAAUUGAAGUUCCCGAUCAGGAAGAGAAGCCAGAUCAGAUUGCUGACGAUGGCGGGGAGAACGAUGACAUCAUCGCUGACGCAGCAGCAGCCGCCAGGUCAGCACAGCCGACAGGGAACACCUUUUUAACAACCAAAGUCAGGACAAAAUACCCUUUUCUAUUAAAAUUCUCUCUUCGUGAAUACCAACACAUCGGGUUAGAUUGGCUUGUAACAAUGUAUGAAAAAAGACUUAAUGGGAUUUUAGCAGAUGAAAUGGGGCUUGGGAAAACAAUCAUGACAAUCGCGCUUCUUGCACACCUGGCAUGCGAAAAGGGUAUAUGGGGCCCACAUCUGAUUGUGGUCCCCACAAGUGUCAUGCUCAAUUGGGAAACUGAGUUUCUAAAAUGGUGUCCCGCUUUCAAAAUCUUGACAUAUUUUGGAAGUGCAAAAGAACGGAAACAUAAAAGACAAGGGUGGUUGAAACCGAAUUCUUUUCAUGUUUGCAUCACAACCUACAGACUCGUUAUUCAAGAUUCCAAGAUUUUCAAGAGAAAAAAAUGGAGAUACUUGAUUUUGGAUGAAGCCCAUUUGAUAAAGAACUGGAAGUCUCAAAGAUGGCAAACACUUUUGAAUUUCAACACAAAAAGACGCAUACUUUUAACGGGUACCCCUUUACAGAAUGAUCUCAUGGAGUUAUGGUCUCUAAUGCAUUUCUUGAUGCCACAUAUUUUUCAAUCUCAUCAAGAGUUUAAAGAUUGGUUUAGUAAUCCAAUAACAGGAAUGGUUGAAGGCCAAGAAAAAGUCAACAAGGAAGUCGUUGACCGGUUGCAUAAUGUUCUCCGGCCGUUUAUACUCCGGCGACUGAAACGGGAUGUUGAAAAACAAUUACCUUCAAAACAUGAACACGUUAUUUACUGUAGACUCUCGCGUAGACAACGAAAUCUCUAUGAAGAUUUCAUUGCCAGCUCAGAGACUCAAGCAACCCUUCAAAGUUCUAACUUUUUUGGGAUGAUUAGUGUUAUAAUGCAAUUAAGAAAAGUUUGUAAUCAUCCGGAUUUAUUCGAAGGUCGCCCGAUUAUCAGUUCGUUUGAUAUGAAUGGAAUCGAAACCCAAUUUUGUUCUUCGGUUUGCUCGGUUCUUGAAUCCGGUCCGUUUUCAACCGUUGAUCUUACAGGAUUAGGGUUUGUGUUCACUCAUUUUGACUUUGACAUGACAUCAUGGGAAACCGAAGAAGUUGAAUCAAUCGCCACACCUUCUGAACUAAUCAAAUCACGUGUAGUAGAAGAAUCCAUGAGUCGACUCGAGAUCAAGACCGGGUCAACCGGGUUUAACAUCUUUGAAGAGAUUCAAAAAGCGCUCAUGGAAGAGAGACUCAAAGAAAUGAAAGCACGGGCCGAAUCGGUUGCAUGGUGGAAUUCGUUGCGGGCCCGUAGAAAACCAAUGUAUUCAACGGGUUUACGGGAAAUUGUUUCGGUGGAAAAUUCCAUUUCUACCCUUACGGGUUUACAUGACAUUGUGUUUUCUCCUGUUGACCGGUUCAAUCAGAUGGCUGACCAGGUUGAAAGUUUCAUGUUCGCGAUCCCGGCUGCCCGAGCACCACCACCGGUCGGGUGGUGCAGCAAACCGGGCACCACCGUGUUUGUCAACCAAGAUUAUAAAACAAAAUGUUUGACACUUUUGUCCCCACUAUUAACACCGAUCAGACCCGCCAUUGUCAGGCGGCAAGUUUACUUUCCCGAUAGGCGGUUAAUACAGUUUGAUUGUGGUAAACUUCAAGAGCUUGCGGUUUUGUUAAGAAGGUUAAAAUCGGAAGGUCAUCGGGCUUUGAUUUUCACUCAAAUGACAAAAAUGCUCGAUGUUUUGGAAGCUUUUAUAAAUAUAUAUGGGUACACUUACAUGCGGUUAGACGGGUCGACCCAGCCCGAAGAGAGGCAGACAUUAAUGCAACGGUUCAAUACAAACCCGAAGUAUUUUCUUUUCAUUUUGUCAACCCGGAGUGGUGGGGUCGGGAUUAAUCUUGUCGGGGCCGAUACGGUUAUUUUCUAUGAUAGUGAUUGGAAUCCAGCAAUGGAUCAACAAGCUCAAGAUCGUUGUCAUAGGAUUGGGCAAACACGUGAAGUGCAUAUUUACAGAUUGAUCAGUGAAAGCACGAUUGAAGAGAAUAUUUUGAAAAAGGCGAAACAGAAACGGGCUUUAGAUGAUUUGGUGAUUCAGAGUGGGGAGUAUAACACUGAGUUUUUUAAGAAGCUUGAUCCGUUGGAGUUGUUUUCCGGUCACGGGAAGAAUUCCGGUUCUGGAGUUGCAAUUCCGGUUCCAGUUCCGGUUCCGGUGUCGAAUGCCGAUGUUGAGGCGGCGUUGAAACAUGCGGAAGAUGAAGCGGAUUACAUGGCGUUGAAGAAAGUGGAGCAGGAAGAGGCGGUGGAUAAUCAGGAGUUUACUGAAGAAGCGAUUGGGAAACUUGAAGAUGAUGAGCUUUUGAAUGAAGAAGAUGGAAAAUUUGAGGAGUUGGGAACGGGACAGGUGGAGGGUAAUAAUCGGGAAAUGGUUAUUUGUAGCGACCUGAAUGGGGACCCGGGUUUGACUUUGGUCAAGGGUGAUGAUGGUGAUGAUGAUGACAUGGCGGAUGAUGUGAAACAGAUGGCUGUGGCGGCUGCAGCCUCGGGGCAGGAGAUUUUGUCUUUUGAGAAUCAAUUGCGUCCGAUUGAUCGGUAUGCGGUUCGGUUUCUUGAGAUGUGGGACCCGAUUGUUGAUAAUGUGGUUAUUGAGUCAAAGGAUAGAUUUGAGGGAGAGGAAUGGGAGUUGGAUCAUAUUGAGAAGUUGAAGGAGGAUAUGGAAGCUGAAGGUGAUGAUGAUGAGGAACCUUUAGUUUAUGAAACAUGGGAUACUGAGUUUGCUACUAAAGUAUACCAAGAACAAGUCAAAGCAUUGGCUGAACAUCAGUUGAUGGAAGAGCGUGAAAUGGAAGCUAGAGAAAAGGAACUUGAGGAAUCUGACUCACUGAAGAAUGAACUGGUUGUUAAGAAACCAAAGUCAAAGAAAAAGACGAAGAAAACAAAGUUCAAAUCUCUGAAAAAAGAAGCUUUAUCAUCCGAAACAAAGCCAAUAAACAUAGAAUCACCAAUAGAAUUCGAUGAUGAUUAUGUUGACGAUGAAAUAAUUUUUUUAAAAAAACGCAAAAAACCUUUGGACGAAUCCACCUCAGAAGUGAAGAGUUCUUCCAAAAAGUCAAAAAAGCCCAAAAAGACCCCCGAACCAAUCCCAUUAGACAUGGAUUCAAAUUCCUUAAUCAAGCAACAAGAUGAACCGAGAGAUUUGAAACCGUGUGUAAAUAACAAUCUUGAAAUUGAUCAUAAACCGGUCAUUAGGGGCAAAACGGGACUAAAAAUAACGGUCACUACGAUGCCGGUGAAACGGGUGAUGACUAUAAGAUUGGAGAAGUUGAAGAAGGGAAGCAUAUGGCCUAAUGAUUGUGUCCCUACGCCAGAUUCUUGGUUGUCAUCGGAGGAUGCUAUGCUGUGUGCAGCUGUACAUGAAUACGGUGUGAACUGGAGUUUGGCAAGUGAGAUUUUGAAUGGGAUGACAGCUGGCGGGUUUUACCGGGGGAUUGUAAGGCACCCGGUUCAUUGUUGUGAGAGGUAUCGAGAGCUUGUUCAGAGACACGUGUUGUCUAUUUCUGACAAUAAUGUUCAUAAUGAAAAAGCCAGUAAUGUUGGUGUUGGGAAAGCUCUUCUAAGAGUAACUGAGGUAACAUUCCUCAAUUCCAAUGCCUAUAAUUUUUUGGUGGUUUUUAUAACAGUGAGACAUUUCUCUAAUGUAGGAGCAUGCAAAAGACGUUGUUGGAUAUGGUGUCGGAACUUCCUGAUCAAGCUUACACUCUUCAAAAGCAUUUCUUCCACCUACUCACAUCUGUUUGGAGAUCAACCACUCGCUCCGGUCACCGGAAAACCCCAUUGUCUCUCAGAACCGGGCAGCGGGUAAACCAUACCUCUCGUGAUCCGGUCAGGCCACAAUCGGAAAGAAUGGAGUUCACUAACCUAAGGCAGAUUAGCAGAUUAGUAUCCGAUGCACUUGAAAGUUCUCAAAAUAUACCAAGGGAAGAUAGGGUUUCAAGUUUUAGUGAAAGACGUGAGGUUCGAUCUGUCGGGCAGCUGGGAAUCACUCUCGAGUUUCCUCCGGGCAGAGAUGAUCAAAGUGUUCCGUUGCCUUCGGUUGUUUCUUUAUCCAUAAAUGACACGGAACCUGUGCUGCCCGAAAACCUGCCCGUGGGCGGGAAUCAUUGUUUUAGAUCAUCCAAGGAUACCGUUGAAUGCCGAUUCAGGGAUGCAUCAAGAGCCGCCAUUGAUGGUGGUUUAGGUUUGCCGUCAUUGGCUUCUCCGGCAACCGAUGUCAAGUCCCGGACACCAGCCAAAUCUCAAUUAUCCGGAAAGCAUCAUCGGAAUCCCGAAUUACCAUCGAAGUCGUCGAAAUCCAAAUCAAGGAAAGCAAUCACGGAUUCCAACGAAGCUUUUUCCCUACUCCGUGAUCCCAAUUUACAACCAUCGAUGCCACCCAUUAAUUUGUGUUCAAGGUUUGAUACGGAUACGGAAUCUUCAAUGGAUGAUUUUCUAAGUGCAUCUUCGAUCGAUUUAGGCAAUGAACUCUCGUUUGAUAUAGUGCCCCAUGAUUAUGACCCGGGAUUCACCUCGGGUCUUGAAGAUUGUUUGUUAUCUCGGGAGUUUACUGAUAUUGGAUAGGGUUGGAAUUAAGGUAACCAGGGUGGUGUGUUUUGAUGGGACCCACAUUGUGUAUUGUUUGAUGACCUGGCGGGCAGGUGUUUUUGGGUUGGUGAAAGAAGAGAAAGACUAACUUGGUGUAUCUGGAAUGCUGACCGGACCGAAGAUGGGGCACGCGAUGAUGAUUCUUGGAAGAUUACAAGAUUUUGCACAUAAAAUGUAACAUUGUAUAGCAUGUGGGCCCGUUAACAUUGUAACUUUUUUUUUCCGGUUGGUUGGUUGGGUGGGAAAUCGUGCUCUUUAGUUAUCGGGUUUUGGUUGGAGAAUUGAAUUAUUUUAGGCACAUUCCCCUCUCAUAGUGUAGGAUUAGAAACAGGAAAUUAGUCUUUGAAUGAAAAAGAAAUUUAUUCUCUC
Molecule: messenger RNA, 6601 nt
Organism: Lactuca virosa
Lineage: Eukaryota; Viridiplantae; Streptophyta; Magnoliopsida; Asterales; Asteraceae
Source: the annotation of a GenBank genome assembly